AUGGCCAGUUUCAGAGCCGCCCAUCAUAUUAUAUACAACGUCCCGCGGACGCGUGCUAGCAGAGAGGGAACGCACCGCAGCCAACUUAGCUCUAGUCGCGGCCAAGAAUCGCUCAGUCUUCGUGAGCGCACCACGCUUCAAACAACCAGCCUAACAAUAGAACAGCACGUGGGUGCAUCAGCAGAGACUUUAACGCGAGUUACUGGAGACUGCGGCAGUAGUGAAACGACGAACCCCGUGUAUUAUGUGUUACUAGUUUUAUCAGUUAUGAUGGAGUCUUUGCUGCAAUUCAGCAGCCUCUCAGAGCGGCUGCAGGACUUUACCGACGCCAAUAACAAUAAUGAAGAUUCACCGAGUAAUAUACCCGAUAAAUAUUCUCUUAGGCCGAGAUCGCUGAGGAGAGUCACAGCGAGUGCCAAGGAGUUUAAAGAGUCCAGCACAAAAGCGAAGAGCAACCACAAGCAGAAGCAGAAAGCGCCGCCCCUGAGCAAGUACAGGAGAAAAACCGCCAACGCGAGGGAGAGAAAUCGCAUGCGCGAGAUAAAUCAGGCGUUUGAAACGCUGCGGAAAGUCAUCCCUUCUAUGCAGACGCAGCAGCAGCUGCCCGGCGCCAACGGCGAGAAGCUCACCAAGAUCACCACCCUUAGGCUCGCGAUGAAGUACAUAUCCAGCCUUAGUGCGGCCCUCAACGGGCCCGAGUUCGAGUUUUCGGACUCGUACAGCGAGCUGGACUGCUUUCUGCUGGAGUCCGACGGGGAGUCUCUUCCGCUCUCGGAUAACUCCAUUCUGGCGUCGCCGGAUUUCCUGGAGCCCUCGCUGAGUCCAGUGGACUUUGGAGAUCCUUCUUUACCGGCGUUGUUGCACACGGACUUCACGGAGCAUGCCCUGGGGCCCCCGGAUUUUAGCGACUUUUUGCUAGCGUAAUGUAUUGUGAGAUUUCUUGAAUUACUGUUCUUGUAAAGGUAAACUGACGUUUUCUGUGAUUUUGAAAACUAAUUUGAAAAUUUGACGACUUCACUGUGAGAGAUAUGUGCAUACAUUAUUAAUAUAAAUUAGGGUGGAGCGCUAAAAAAAAUUUUUUCCUUAGCCUGGGGGUGGAAUUUGUAGCCUAUAAAAAAAGAAAAUUUUUGAAAAAAAAAAAAAUUUUUACUCAACGUCUUGAGGUGGCCCACUGAUUUUUUAAAAAAAUUCCAAAAUAGUAACAUGCUUUUCUGAGGCAAUAGAGCGAAUUUCGAGUUGAAC
Molecule: messenger RNA, 1242 nt
Organism: Brassicogethes aeneus
Lineage: Eukaryota; Metazoa; Arthropoda; Insecta; Coleoptera; Nitidulidae
Source: the annotation of a GenBank genome assembly